Molecule: messenger RNA, 693 nt
Organism: Ostreobium quekettii
Lineage: Eukaryota; Viridiplantae; Chlorophyta; Ulvophyceae; Bryopsidales; Ostreobiaceae
Source: the annotation of a GenBank genome assembly
AUGGAGGUUGUUGAGCCUCACAGCGUUGUGAACCAGGAUGGGAGCCCUUGCCCAGAUUGGGGCCAUCUACCAUUCGACGUCCUGGGGGCCAUCGACAACGCCCUCAACGGCAGGCUCUCCGCGACUUCCUCCGUAAUAGAAGCUGCCCGCCUCGUGAAUCGGCACUGGGGCCGCUGGGGCACUGAGUACGCCUCGGUGCUCAGAAUCUCGAGAGAAUCCACAGCCUGGGAACGGGCGCCACCCGGGGCAACCUCCCCCACCUGGGAAUUCAUGCUGGACGCGAUUGCCAGAAAGUUCGUUGGAGUUCGGAGUUUGACCUGCGUGGACAUUUCAGACGAGGGGAUGGCACAUGUGGGGAAGCUUACUCAGCUGACGCGGUUGGAUUUGGACCGGUCUUAUGACGUCACAAAUGCGGGCGUUGAGCAUGUGGGAAAGCUGUCGCGACUCACACACCUGGACCUGUCCCUGUGCCACGGGUUGACAGACGAGGGGUUGGGGCACGUGGCGAGGCUGACCAGUCUCGAGUGGCUGGCAUUGGGGUGCUGCUUGUCGAUCACAGACCGGGGGGUGAGGCUGCUGGGGGACCUUAAGCACCUCAGGUACUUGGAUGUUCAUGGAUGUUGCGGUGUCACACAGGCAUGUUUGAAUGAGCUGACAGAAGGAAGGGUUGCUGCGGAACCAGAUCAGAGUUAG